Coregonus clupeaformis (lake whitefish) is the source of this 1055-nucleotide messenger RNA. Its product is annotated as ras-related protein Rap-2a-like. The transcript has a single exon. The record is from RefSeq and is a predicted model, not a curated record. NCBI's taxonomy places the organism in Eukaryota, Metazoa, Chordata, Actinopteri, Salmoniformes, Salmonidae. The coding region runs from base 101 to 727 and encodes 208 amino acids. Gene Ontology annotation, molecular function: GTPase activity; GTP binding.
UCUCAGUGAUUUACUACUACAGCCUACCACACUGUCCCUGUUCACUGACAGAGGAAGAGAAAGAGCCAGUGAUAGAGGAAGAGUGUCAGAGGAAGUCAUCAUGUCUCUAGAAGUGAAGGAGAAGACGGAGGUGCGUCUGGUGUUCCUGGGGGCGGCCGGCGUGGGUAAGACGGCCCUGAUCAGCCGCUUCCUCCAGGACACAUUCGAACCCAAGCACCGGCGCACUGUGGAGGAACUGCACAGCAAGGAGUAUAACAUCGGCGGGGCCAAGGUCACCAUCCACAUCAUGGACACCAGCGGCAGCUACUCCUUCCCGGCCAUGAGGAAGCUCUGCAUCCAGAACAGCGACGCUUUCGCCCUGGUGUACGCCAUCAAUGAUCCUGAGUCCCUGGAGGCUGUCAAGAGCCUGCGAGACGAGAUCCUGGCGGUCAAGGAAGACAAGUUCACACCCAUCGUGGUGGUCGGCAACAAGACGGACCGGCAUGGCGAGCGGGCGGUGUCCAGCGAGGACGUGCUGUCCACCGUGGAGCUGGACUGGAACAACAGCUUCUUGGAGACGUCUGCCAAGGAGAACAACAACGUGCUGGAGGUGUUCAGGGAGCUGCUGCAACAAGCCAACCUGCCCAUCCGGCUGAGCCCCGCACUGAGACGACGCAGGGAGACCUUCCCCAAAGACGGCAACAAACGGCCCCCCAUGAACAAGACCAACAGCUGCCUCAUCUCCUAAGGCUGAGGGGCCUGACAGAGAGACAAAGACAGACAGGGGCCAGAGAGGCUGAGGAUGGGGACCCGAAGCUGAGUCAGUGUUACAGACAGACACAGUGAUGUUGAAUGUGCUACUACUGCUGCUGCUAUAGACUGUGCUGCUGUGUUGGAGUCUGAUGGCUUCAAUUCCCUGUAAGCCUCCUCAUCUAACCAUCACCACAGCAUUCCCAGUGAAGUAGAGGAAAGGGACACUGACUGUUAAAGGGGAACCGGAACUAAUGACAUCACACAGGUGUGGGACAUUGAUAAAGCUGAAACUAAAUGAAAGAAGUGCAAGGACACUGAAUUAC